Messenger RNA from Xiphophorus maculatus (southern platyfish), 2963 nucleotides. Its product is annotated as scavenger receptor cysteine-rich type 1 protein M130-like. Lineage: Eukaryota; Metazoa; Chordata; Actinopteri; Cyprinodontiformes; Poeciliidae. The transcript has 10 exons. The record is from RefSeq and is a predicted model, not a curated record. Bases 155 to 2260 code for a protein of 701 amino acids. Gene Ontology annotation, cellular component: membrane.
UGGACGUGAUCAAAUGUGACAGUUGAGAUCAAAUUCAGACGGGCAGCGCCGAUCGUGUGGCGUAGAGAGCGACUCGGUGGGAGGAGAGAGCAGAUUUAUUGCGGACUUCAUCCGAAGACGAACACACGCGACGAAGGAGCGGACGGGCCUGAGCAUGGGUGACCUGUUGGUGCUGCUGGCGCUGCUGUGGACAUCAGGAGUCCAGGCGGAAGAAAAACACGAGCCAGAAGAGGCUGAUUACAGGUUGGUGGGAGGAGCGAGUCGUUGCUCAGGUAAACUGGAGAUGAGGCUGGAAGAGUGGAAACCAGUCGCUGGAUCUGACUUGAUCCUGAGGGACGCGGCUGUCGUCUGUGAGCGUCUGGGCUGUGGCUCGGCUCUUUCUUUAGAAGAAAAGUUGCAAUCGCUGCUCUUGCCCAUGUGGAUGAUCACACCUAAAUGUCUUCAGUCAGGAAAGUCUUUGAAGGAGUGUGCUUAUCCAGAGAAUUUCAUUUUGGCCCUAGAGCUCACCUGUUCAGACUCCAUUAGGCUCCUCAAUGGGACCAGUAUGUGUUCAGGCAGACUGGAGGUGAAGUCCUCCCAGUCUGACCAGUCCAACCAGAGUUGGUCCUCUGUGUGCGACGCUGACUUUGACCACAAAGCUGCAGAAGUGGUCUGUAGGGAACUUGUCUGUGGGCCUCCUGUUGUCCUCCAGGGGGCGCUCUACGGAGAAUCGGAGGCUCCAACAUGGACCGAAGCCUUCCAGUGUGCAGGAGAUGAGUUUUCUCUCCUGCACUGUAGGCGCUCAGGCUCAACCAGACACACCUGCUCACCUGGCAGAGCUGUAGGACUCACCUGCUCAGAACCUGUCAGGUUAGUGGGUGAAGGAGCCAGCCGCUGUGCAGGUACGCUGGAGCUGAAACACCAGGGAGAGUGGAAACCAGUGAACUUCUAUGGGAUCAGCUACAAGAGAGCGUCUGUCAUCUGUGAACACAUUGACUGUGGCUCUCCUCUGUCUAUAAUUGACAAAGGCUCCUCAUACAAGUCUGUAUUAGGCAUUCGCUCUGACUGCUUACCUCCUGUCCACGCACUAAGGGGCUGCGUUUCUCCACAAGACGCUUCCGGAAUCAGCCACGUUGUCUGUUCUGACUCCAUUAGGCUCCUCAAUGGGACCAGUAUGUGUUCAGGCAGACUGGAGGUGAAGUCCUCCCAGUCUGACCAGUCCAAACGGAGUUGGUCCUCCGUGUGCGACGCUGACUUUGACCACAAAGCUGCAGAAGUGGUCUGUUGGGAACAUGGCUGUGGGUCUCCUGUGGUCCUCCAGGGGGCGCUCUACGGAGAAUCGGAGGCUCCAACAUGGGCCGAAGCCUUCCAGUGUGCAGGACAUGAGUUUUCUCUCCUGCACUGUAGGCGCUCAGGCUCAGCCAGACACACCUGCCCACCUGGCAGAGCUGUAGGACUCACCUGCUCAGAACCUUUCAGGUUAGUGGGUGAAGGAGCCAGCCGCUGUGAAGGUACUCUGGAGCUGAAACACCAGGGAAAAUGGACAACAUUGGGAAGUUACAACCUGACCUCAAAUGAAGCCGCUUUAAUCUGCAAACACCUGGGCUGUGGCAGCGCCGGUGUCUUACAACUACAACGUUUACCAAGCAUGACCAUGUUGACUCUGGUCCCUGAAUGUGUUUCCUCCGGUUCCGCUCUAAGGGAAUGUGUUUCUUUCCUGUUCUCCUUCCACUAUGUGCAUCUUACCUGCUUAGGCCAAUCAUUUCAGCCAAUCAUCUCUGUGUCUGACGGCAACACAACCUUGGAUGCCCAGCAGCUGAGCAUACGGGUGUCCAGAGGUUCCAGCUUCAUCAUCAGCUGCUCCAUCCAGUCACAGCAUCCGGGGGGCUUCUUCAAACUCUUCUUCACCUCCUCCAACACGGCACACAGCACAAUUCAGCCGGCUGUACACCACUGUGCCCAUUUUCUGUUCCCUAAAGCUGAGCCUGCCCACCAAGGAAACUACAGCUGUGUCUAUGUUGUCACCGUUUUCUCUCAAACAACUUUCUCUGAGAGCCAUGUGCUGUCCCUGACCGUCUCAGAUUCAACAGUUCAUCUCAUCAAAGUCGUCCUCCUGCCUUUGACUCCGCCAUUGCUUGUUGCUGUCUUGUUUUCCUGCUGGAAGGUCACCAGGAGGCAGAGGAGGCACAGACAGGACAACGUGGAGAUGCUCCAGUCCAACAUGUCUGCAGCUGGAGGACAGACAACCGAGGAGGAAGAGCAAAACAGUACUUCCAGAUGAAUUCAUCAAGCAAGACCACCAGAGCACAGUAGCUGUAUUUUUAUAAUUUCACUUUGAAAUCCAACAAACAACUGCCACAAACACCACUGCGUUUAUAUUCAGAUCACUGGAAGCGCUGUUAGUUGUGGUUUUGUGGGCUUUUUUUAAGACCUUGGAUUAUUUCUCCAAACACAUAGUUAAAUUCUGAGUCACUUUUGAAUUAACUUCCAUCAAAUGUUAUUAUCCAAUUUAUGUUUUUUUUUCUAAUUUAUGUUUUAUAUGAUGAUGGUGUAUACAGAUAUACAUAGGGAUGCAUUUAUCUGGAAAAGGAGUGGGAAGAAGGCAAAUUUAUUUACCCCAAAAUUAGUGUUCUGUACAUGCUAUUUCUUUUUUUUUUUGUAAAUGCUACUGAUGUCACCCAUAAUGUCCCCACCAAAUUGAUAUUUCAAUCAUGCAUUAUAUAAAAUAAAAUAGCAUUUAGCAAUUCUAUUAAGGUAUUGAAGCAAUAGUAAUUCUGAGUUUUGUAUGUUGUGCAUUAGAAAGUAUUGGUAUUAUGUUAACCCAGCGUCUACUAGCUUAGCAUAUAUUCAUGGUCAAUAAUCACACACUUAAUAUUCUUGGUUUUUACAAAUUUAUGAUUGUCGCAUUUCUGGAAUUUUGAACUAUACGGUAUCGAUUUUUCAUCGUCGGCUUGAUUUUUGAAAAAUAAAUGGCUUGGAUUAAA